AUGAAAACUGGAAAACAAAUUCUAGGUGAAGAUAUUGAAAAGCUUUAAUUAAUCUAAAAGAAAAUUAAUGAUUCUAACUUAUGGAAAAACCCUAAAAUUGAAUCUAAUCUUUAAGAUAUAAAUAAUAGAAUUCAACUCAUACUUUAAAUUUUAGAUAAUGAAAACAAAACAGAACAAUAAUACUAAUAAAUGAGAAAUAAAAUUUUAAAUGAUAAUCAAAAAUAGGUUCUUGAAAAUCUAGAUUCAGAUACACUUUAUUCAUAUAAUCUAGAAUCGUUGAAAGGCAAACCUGUUUAAGAUUAAAGAUAAUAUAAUUAGUAAGACAUUACAAUUAAUGAAUAACAUGAUUAAAAUCCACCAUAAUCUUAAUUUUCAUAGCAAUAAAAUUAUAAUCAGAAGGAAAGUAAUGAAAAUGAUAAAAAUGGUUUUAAAACUAAUUCUGUCUUUUUUAAUUAAAACCAAUAAAUAAUUGAUGACUCAUGUAACUCUUCUAUUAAAAAAUUUGACUAGCAAAAAAUCUAAUGUAGAUAGGAUUAAGAAAAAUAAACAAAUAAAGAUAAAAUGGAAUUAGAAUAAGUGGAAAAUUCUAAUAAUAAUAAAAAAAUCAGCGAUAAGAUUUAAAAUUAAAAUAACCAAGUAAAAAGAAAAUAUGAAUAUAAAGUGGAUAAGGAAAUAUACAUAAAAAUGAAAGAUGACAUGUAUUAAUUUAAAAUGAAUAUUGUUGAUCUACCUUUGAAUUAAGAAGAUGGUAGCAUAAGCUAAUGUCCAAUUUGCUAAGAAUAAUGUUUUUCUGAUAGUGAUAUCUAAGAUAAAUAUGUUGUAUCAUUAAGUUGCUUUCAUCAAUACCAUUAUGUUUGUUUGUAACCUCUAUUGAAUAAAAAUUUUGUAAAAUGUCCAAUUUGUAAUUAAAUAUUUGGUUAAUUGACAGGUGAUUAGCCAAAUGGAAUUAUGGAAAUAAAAACAAUAAGAAGAAAUUGUGUAGGUUAUAAUUGUGAUACUAUUUAAAUUACAUAUAUAUUUUAAAAUGGAAAGAAAAAUGGUAAAUAUUAUUCAGGAACAACAAGAUAUGCUUAUUUACCUAAUAAUGAGGAAGGUUAAAAAGUGUUAAAAUUAUUAAAAAAAGCAUUUGAUUAAAAGUUAAUAUUUACUAUAGGGACAUCAUUAACAACAGGAUAAGAAAACUGCGUAGUUUGGAAUGGGAUUCAUCAUAAAACAAGUUUAGAUGGUGGUCCAUAAAGAUAUGGGUAUCCAGAUCCUACAUAUUUUGAUAGAGUGAGAGAUGAGUUGAAAUAGAAAGGUAUUGUUUGAAUUAAG
This is a messenger RNA of Paramecium sonneborni, 1314 nucleotides long. NCBI's taxonomy places the organism in Eukaryota, Ciliophora, Oligohymenophorea, Peniculida, Parameciidae. The record is from the annotation of a GenBank genome assembly.